Messenger RNA from Sardina pilchardus (European sardine), 2058 nucleotides. Its product is annotated as KIAA1191 ortholog. The record is from RefSeq and is a predicted model, not a curated record. The transcript is spliced from 9 exons. The coding region runs from base 344 to 1306 and encodes 320 amino acids. NCBI's taxonomy places the organism in Eukaryota, Metazoa, Chordata, Actinopteri, Clupeiformes, Clupeidae. Gene Ontology annotation, cellular component: cytoplasm.
UGCCCGUGUUUACAGGAAGACAUGGCACAGACGAUGUUGUCAUCUUUUCUGGCUUUUCAACUAAACUGUCAUUUCGCGCAGUUACAAGUGUCUUUGACAACUAUGAAGGAUUAUUAGCCUCUUUGCAGGUGGAGCAGCAACAAGACCACAUCAGCUCAUCCUCAGCCAGCGCUCCUCCUGAUCUCCCACAAUGCCCCAUGCGCAACCCCCACUCUCUGUGAGUCAGCAAGAAAUUCCUGUACUUUAGCAGCGGAAAUUACAUCCUGGCCUUCCUCUCAGUUGGUCCCAUUGAUUGACCUACUUCAGUCUCAGCUGCCUAUUGCAUUUCUUCACAACUGGAACAAUGGUAUCAAGAUCAAAUGACUUUCCAGCCCUGGAAGGGGGGCCCUCUGAUGGCAUGUUGGGAGGGAUGUCCAUCCCCAGGGGGAUGGCCCGCCGUGCUAUGAGCUAUGACGAGAGCCUGGAGGGGCCCAUGUCCCCUCUCCCCUCGGACAUCAACAUCAGCAACCUGUGGAAGAGGCCCGUCAUUCCUGACCGCAAAUUCCAGCGACUCGCUGAAGAGGAUGAAACAGGAAGUGAGCUGACGCAUACUCCCUCUGUUGACGUGGAGUCUGCCAAACCUCUGGUUCCAGUGGUGAAGGCCAAAGCCUCCUCUGUCCUCAUGAGCUCCCUCAUUACCAAGCAGACGCAGGAGAAUAUCCACAGGUUUGAGAAGCAGGCCGGUCUGACGGACACAGGCUACAGCCCUCAUAAAGGCCUGGUCGAUGAGACCCACUAUCAUCGCAUGGCUGAUUCAAUACACAAGAUGCACAUGCAGAAUACUGACCUAAAAGAGGACAAACAACCAUCUGCUCAAUCUACUCCGACAACUACUCCACAAUCCUCCCCGAAACAGAAGCGCAGGAGCUGGUUCAGUCAGGGUUCCGCUGCUUCCAUCACCAGCUCUGAGCUCAGCACUAGCUCGUCCAGCUCUAGUGUUGAUUUGGGAGCUGGCGAAGGAGGGGCUGUGGAACGCUGGACCUUCUUUGGACCUCGCCUUCCUGCGCAGAAGCCCACCAUAGACCCCAGCGCAGAGCCCACAGGUGCAGCCCAUCCAGGGGGGUUCGCAUUGCAGCCCUACAAAGGAGCCCAGAAGCCGACCCCUAUGGAGGUGAUGAAGGCUCAGGCCACUCGGCUGGCAGAAGCUGCUGACCCUGCCAAAGCUCCCAAGAUGGAGAUCCCCACCAUGGACGGCAAGAGGCAGAUGACCCGGCCUCACAAGCUCAAGCACCGCGACAUGAACGUCCUCACUCCCUCUGGCUUCUGAGCUUCUCUCUCUCUCUCUCUCUCUCUCUCUCUCUCUCUCUCUCUCUCUCUCUCUCUCUCUCUCUCUCUCUCCACCCCGCUGCCGCCACAUGUUGUAGUCUUUGCUGUGUCCUCCUGGUCCUCUUGCUAUCAUGUUGCGUGCAUACAUGCACUGUAGUUGAAGUAUUCCCUCCCUCAACCCCCACCCUCAGUGGAAGCCCAGUAAAGCUGUAGGUCUGUCAGUGAAGUGCUCACAGUUCUGCAUCUGCGACGAACAGUAGCUGUUAGUAAUUGUGUUGUUUGUGUGUUGAAGUAUUGCUGUUUGUGCCAUUCUAAUUUUCUUCUUUUUUUUUGUUUUUUUUUUUAACCUGCUUCUUAAUUUUGCCUUUUGUUGUAAUUCUGUUUAUAACACAUUGUGUUUUAAUGAGUCGUUUGAUAUUUUCUUGAACAUUCCUUAUCUGAAUGGUGCAGCAUUUUGUAAUAAUUUAUGUUGUGUGAUGCAACAUUUGAUGAUCAACAUUUGAGUAUGUGACCUUUUUCAUUAGAUUUUUUUUUUUUUUCUUCCAUUAUUUCACAAGGGCCUCAAAAGCGAUGAAACAACAGUCCCAACAACUUUCUGAUGUCAUACAGGGACACUCAUUGUGAUUGGUAUUCUCUGUCUACUGGCUGCUCUCAUGGCCAACCAUUCUCUGUGAAUCAGUGGUCCUAAAGUUUCACGUUCUAUGUCAAUGAAGUUAUUAUACCUUGGAAAAAAAUUAAAUGAAGAUAACGAGG